Molecule: messenger RNA, 2644 nt
Organism: Orcinus orca (killer whale)
Lineage: Eukaryota; Metazoa; Chordata; Mammalia; Artiodactyla; Delphinidae
Gene: PLCZ1
Product: phospholipase C zeta 1
Exons: 12
Coding region: 616-2568 (650 amino acids)
Biological process (GO): lipid metabolic process; intracellular signal transduction; positive regulation of cytosolic calcium ion concentration involved in egg activation
Cellular component (GO): nucleus
Molecular function (GO): calcium ion binding; phosphatidylinositol-4,5-bisphosphate phospholipase C activity
Source: RefSeq, a predicted model, not a curated record
AUUUUAUAGACAGUCAUGUUAAUUCUUCUUAACCUUAGUUUUUCAAUUUGAAGUGUCCUAAUUUUUGUAGUUUCUCUGUAGAUAAUAAGCAAGCUUGAUUAUUUUUGUCUUCUCUUUCAUACUAAAUAGACACCAUGACAUUUUUUUUUACUCUUUUCUAUGGUCCUUAAAAUGUUGCUUUUUUGGGGCAUGCGUGUAGCCUGACAUUUGGCUAAUGUAGUGGUAAUAAUCAUAUCAGACAUGGUUUGAACUCAUUUAAUGCCCCCACCUUCUGGAAGUAUUAAUUUGACCACUUUUCAGAUGAGGAAACUAAUGCUGAGAGAGAUCAAGUGUUGAUGUUCAGCUGUCUCCCAAGUUCACGUCUUCAGAAGAUAGACUGUAUUUCCCAAGUAAUAGCUUGAUUUCUCAAAUGUUAAUUUUUAUUGUUUUCCUGUAAUUUUUAUUGUGUUAUACCCUUUCAUACCUUUAGCACAGAGUAGUGCCUACUUAGUUUUUUAAAAAUAUUAUUUAUCAUAAAAUUGUUUUCUCAUUUAAGCCUGUGAUAGACUCUCCUCUGAAAAUAAAAACGUUGAUCUGAAGAGAGGUAAAAUAUUCUUUAGUCAUUUUAAGUACUUAAUGGCUUUCUGUGAGAAUUUCCUUAACUUCUUUUUUUUGGUGUCCUUUCGUACAUGGUUUUUGUCCAUGGUUCGGGAUGACUUUAAAUAUGGAAAAAUUACCCUAGAAAAAACUCUGAAAUUACUUGAAAAAUUAGAUAUUCGGUGCAAUACUAUUCACGUGAAGUAUAUUUUUAAGGAUAAUGACAGGCUGAAGCAAGGAAGAAUCACCAUAGAAGAAUUUAGAACAAUUUAUCGAAUUAUUGCACACAGAGAAGAAAUUAUUGAGAUUUUCAACACGUAUUCUGAAAACCGGAAAUUUCUUUUUGAAAAGAAUCUGGCCCAAUUUUUGACACAAGAGCAGUAUACACUUGACAUUAAUAAAAGUAUUGCUUCUGAGAUCAUUCAAAAAUAUGAGCCUAUUGAAGAAGUUAAACAAGCACACCAGAUGUCAUUUGAAGGUUUUAGAAGAUACAUGGAUUCGUCUGAAUGUCUACUAUUUAAUAAUAAGUAUGAAAGUGUUUAUCAAGAUAUGACUCAUCCACUGAGUGAUUAUUUUAUUUCAAGUUCACAUAAUACGUACUUGAUAUCUGACCAAUUAGUGGGACCAAGUGACCUUUGGGGAUAUGUAAGUGCCCUUGUGAAAGGAUGUCGUUGUCUGGAAAUUGACUGCUGGGACGGAUCACAAAAUGAACCUGUUGUAUACCAUGGCUAUACAUUGACCAGCAAACUUCUGUUUAAAACUGUUAUCCGAGCGAUACACAAAUACGCAUUCAUAACAUCUGACUACCCAGUGGUGCUCUCUUUAGAAAAUCACUGCUCCCCUUCCCAACAAGAAGUGAUGGCAGACAAUUUGCAGUCUACUUUUGGAGACGCCUUGCUUUCUGAUACUCUUGAUGAUUUUCCAGACAAAUUACCUUCACCAGAGGCAUUAAAAUUCAAAAUAUUAGUUAGAAACAAGAAAAUAGGAACUUUAAGGGAAACCCGUGAAAGGAGAGGUUCUGAUAAGCAUGGUCAGGUAGAGGAAUGUGAAGAAGAAGAGGAGGCAGAGCAAGAGGAGGAGGAAAAUGAGGCCAAAGGACCAGAACCAUCGGAUGCUUUUCAAGAUGAUUUGGAAAAGGAGGCAGAGUCAAAAGGGGCAGUCGGAAUUCCACUCUUCAAGAAAAAGUUAAAAAUAGCUACGGCCCUAUCUGAUCUUGUUAUUUAUACUAAAAUUGAGAAGUUCAGAAGUUUUCACCAUUCAAGACUGUAUCAACAAUUUAAUGAAAGUAACUCUAUUGGGGAGUCACAAGCCCGAAAACUUUCAAAGUUGAGAGCCAAUGAAUUUAUUCUUCACACCACGAAGUUCAUUACCAGAAUAUAUCCCAAAGCAACAAGAGCAGACUCUUCUAAUUUUAAUCCUCAAGAAUUUUGGAAUGUAGGUUGUCAAAUGGUGGCCUUAAAUUUCCAGACCCCUGGUCUGCCUAUGGAUCUUCAAAAUGGGAAAUUUUUGGAUAAUGGUGGUUCUGGAUAUAUUUUGAAACCACACUUCCUAAGAGAUAGUAAAACAAAGUUUAAUCCAAAUAAAGCACUAAUGGACAGUAAUCCAGUCAUACUUAUGAUAAGGCUCAUCAGUGGGAUCCAGUUGCCUCCCAGUUGUCAUUCAUCAUCUAACAAAGCUGACACUUUAGUGAUUAUAGAAAUUUUGGGAGUUCCAAAUGAUCAAAUGAAACAGCAGAGUCGUGUAAUUAAAAAAAAUGCUUUUAGUCCAAGAUGGAAUGAAACAUUCACAUUUAUUAUUCAGGUGCCAGAAUUGGCAUUGAUACGUUUUGUUGUUGAAAAUCAAGGUUUAAUAGCUGGAAAUGAAUUUCUUGGGCAAUAUACUCUACCAGUUCUAUGCAUGAACAAAGGUUACCGUCGUGUUCCUCUGUUUUCCAAAAUGGGUGAGAGUCUUGAGCCUGCUUCCCUGUUUAUCUAUGUUUGGUAUGUCAGAUAGCAACUAAUGGUGCCGGACACGGUGUUAGCUGUACAUCGCAAUAAAACAGCCAGAAUGGGUGUCCAUAUCUUUCCCC